AUCUGAAGUGGCUUCGCGUAUGUUUUCCACUAUGUUUUCCACUAUGUUUUCUCGUUCUCUGCCGCGAAAUUUUCGCAACUGGCAAGCAGCGACAGCAGCAUACUCAACCAAAUCUACCCGGACUCAAACAAUCGGAGUCGUUGGCUUGGGUACUGUUGGUGAAAAAGUGACAACGAACCUUCUCAAUUAAAGCAGGAUUCACAGUGUCGGCACUACAUGACUGCGACCCCAGAGCUGGUGAACAUUUACCUGCGAAUAUUCCACGCACUAAAACUCCGCGAGAGCUGGCGGAAAUAUGUAAUGUGGUAAUGACAGCACUUCCCGCACCUCCGCAUGUUAGAGAUGUUAUGACGGGAGAUAGCGGAGUUUUAGCCGGGUUGCGACCAGGAGGGGUUUGGAUAGAUCAUUCAACAACGGAUUAUCAGCAGACUUUGGAGCUCGCAGCAGAAGCAGGUAAGUCUUGGUCAUUUUUCCUGUUUGGAGCAAUUUAACAUUCGUGCACCUUACCGUAAUAGCUAGAAAUAUUUGCAAGGCCCACGGAUAUUUAAACUGAAGAGUAAACAAAUACUCUGUGGCGCAGACUCCAAUCUUGUUCCCUGACCAUGCCUGUUUCGCAGCUAGGUUGGGUAAAUCGAUUAGCCGAGAUAUUUAUGACUGGAUGUCCAAUUUUUAUAGACAUCUGGUAAGUUAGACCCAUCUAUAUGGGUCUAUUUUAUAUAUGCAGGCUCAAAGAUAAUAUCAGUGAUAGAAAUUAUUAC
Messenger RNA from Paramuricea clavata, 758 nucleotides. The record is from the annotation of a GenBank genome assembly. NCBI's taxonomy places the organism in Eukaryota, Metazoa, Cnidaria, Anthozoa, Malacalcyonacea, Plexauridae.